Molecule: messenger RNA, 843 nt
Organism: Camelina sativa (false flax)
Lineage: Eukaryota; Viridiplantae; Streptophyta; Magnoliopsida; Brassicales; Brassicaceae
Source: RefSeq, a predicted model, not a curated record
UUUGCCAUUUUGGCUACGACGCAAAUUCCCCUUUUAAAAAGAUCCCAUCUUGAAAAAAUUUAGUAUAGUUCUUAGCCUUUUCGCUGAGGAAAGAUCCCAUCUUGAAAAAAAUUAGGGGUUGAGCGAUGCCUUAACCGAUCUCUAAGGAAAGAUCCGAUCUUCCUUGCCCGAAGCGUCAGAAGAUGGAGGAGGAGACAACGUGUGACGACAGCGAUUCGGAUAAUUCCCAAGACCCCACACCGGAAGAAAUCCAACUGUACUAUGAUGAGUGGGAUAAAAGCCAGGGUUUUGAAAUCGACUUCUCGAAACUUAGCUACUGUGGCUCAUGGCAACCUAUGGAUCUGGACGAUACAUGGGCUGACGAGCCUCAAACCAACAGAGAUUUUAUCGCCAGGUUGUCCAAUAUGGCUCUCACCAAGCACAACGCAGAAAAUGGAACGGCAAAGGUUCUGAGGGCAAACUUUCAUCCAUCUGCUGGAAUCACUCUCUACAUCUUUUUCGAAGUCAAUGAUCCGUCUGAUGAUGCUAAUCAGACCAAGCCCUAUAGAGCAGUGGUUCGCUACUUACCCGAAUAUGAUAUUGAAGUACAUUCUUGCAAGCCUAAACCUUCUUCUUGAAUUUUGUGGUUUCUCCACAUCUGUCUAUCUAUCUAUCUAUCUAUCAAGCUCAAGGGCAGAAAAGUGUUUGCUUCGUCCUCCAACCUCUUUGUAUUGUUAUGGCUCGUACGUGUCAAACGAGUUCUUUGUUUGUAGUCUUGGUGUUGGUGUUUCGCUAUAUCAUUUAGCCAAGUUAUGUAUUUGGAUAUAUAUAUAUAUAUAUGAAUAAUUUAUUAGUUCUGUAUUA